Messenger RNA from Anopheles nili, 961 nucleotides. RefSeq names its product NAD-dependent protein deacylase Sirt4 (gene Sirt4). The transcript has a single exon. The record is from RefSeq and is a predicted model, not a curated record. Gene Ontology annotation, molecular function: NAD+ binding; NAD-dependent protein lysine deacetylase activity. The coding region runs from base 1 to 948 and encodes 315 amino acids. Lineage: Eukaryota; Metazoa; Arthropoda; Insecta; Diptera; Culicidae.
AUGAGAAUUUGCGCUGGGCCGUUACGCGUGCAACAAAUCAAUGGAAAGAGAUUCCAUUCAACCUCGAUGUUUGUUCCGGCUCACGAACCGGCCCAGGAGAGCGAUUGCAGGCGCUUGGAAAAGUUUCUAGAGGACAAACCACACAUCCUAGUGCUCACAGGUGCCGGUAUAUCGACAGAAUCGGGAAUCCCAGAUUACCGAUCGGAAGGGGUAGGACUAUAUGCCAGAUCUAAUCACAAACCGAUACAGCAUGGAGAUUUCGUCAAAUCGGAAGCUACCAGGAAGCGCUACUGGGCACGAAAUUACGUCGGUUGGCCAAGGUUUUCCUCGAUUGCUCCCAACGUUACCCACUAUACUUUGGCGCGGUUAGAGCGUGAGGGUCGCAUAAGCGGGAUUGUGACGCAGAAUGUCGACCGGUUGCACGGGAAAGCUAACUCGAAACAAGUGGUCGAGCUGCACGGGAGUGGCUACGAAGUUAUUUGUAUUGGCAGCCAGAACGAAAAGGGCAAGGGUUGCGACUAUCGGAUCGAUCGGCAUGAGUUCCAACGCAUAUUGGACCAGCUGAAUCCUGCCAUGGAAGAUAAAUCGACCUCGAUGCGCCCGGAUGGUGAUGUUGAGCUAUCAAUGGAGUACGUGCAAGGGUUUAACAUCCCUCCUUGUCCACAGUGCGGCGGUAACUUGAAACCUGAAAUCGUAUUUUUCGGGGACAAUGUGCCUAUGCCACGAAUAGAAAAAAUAGUUCGUAUGAUCAUCGAAUCGGAUGGCGUGCUUGUUCUAGGGUCCAGCUUGACCGUUUUUUCCGGUUAUCGGAUUGUGCUGCAGGCCAAGGAACUAGGCCUACCGGUCGGUAUCGUCAACAUUGGUGCUACUCGUGGCGAUCCGAAGGCGGAUUUGAAGAUUUCUGCCAGAUGCGGAGAAAUUUUGCCGAAUUUAUUCAAGCCACGCUGAUCGAGCUGCUAAA